CAUUUCAAGCAUCAGUAAUUCAGUUGAAGAGUAACUGUACGAUUGUAAACUUGCGAAUAUGCGGAGCUUCUCGUCAACUUUGGCUUUCACGACGAUCUUCGUCAUUGUGAAUUCAUUCCUGGUUUCGUCGGCCUCAGACGUCUACGAUGGCAUUACAUUUGACAGGGUCCAUCACUUUACCGAUGCUGACCUUGUACACGAAGAGUUCCCAGAGCUCAUGGCUACCAAAUUCAUCGGUGAUUUGACAAUUGGUUCUCGACGAGCGGGUGAUUACUUAUAUCAACAGACAAUCGUAAUCCCCAACCCGUCUAGCUCUGUCAACAGCACGACCUUUUACUACGAUGCUCCAAGAGGAACUGUCAAUUACUUGAGUGUAGUAAACGACGUUGGAAGCUAUGCCGCAGUCUGCGAUUUUCCCUACAGCCUUGGCUCAUCCAGGACUUAUUUUUCGGUUCGAGUAGUUCCGAACAGUAGAUCAUCACUCAAGGUGUACGUUGCCUACUAUUAAGAUCAGCAGAGCAGCGUUUCUACCCGUUAACUAGCUUCUUUCAACUGAAUUUCAUUUCGAUUGGAUAAUGUAAAAAAAAAAUGUCAAACCUUUGAUAAGUGAACGUGUCGCUGGAUUUGGAUGUACGAAGAAAAUUCCUCUAAUCAAUAAAUUCCAACUGGAUUCACUAUUA
Molecule: messenger RNA, 680 nt
Organism: Venturia canescens
Lineage: Eukaryota; Metazoa; Arthropoda; Insecta; Hymenoptera; Ichneumonidae
Exons: 3
Coding region: 59-508 (149 amino acids)
Source: RefSeq, a predicted model, not a curated record